This is a messenger RNA of Schistosoma bovis, 527 nucleotides long. The record is from the annotation of a GenBank genome assembly. NCBI's taxonomy places the organism in Eukaryota, Metazoa, Platyhelminthes, Trematoda, Strigeidida, Schistosomatidae.
UAUUAACCUGUGGUUUAUUAACCGCAAGGUCGCGUCGCUGUUCGAGCAUCAGUGGUUGGUAAUUGGAGUUGAUGUCUCUUGAACAGAAUAUGUUUCCUAACAGUGAUGAUUGCAACAAUGAUUCAGCCAAUCAAGAUAGUGCACCUGCUAUCCAUGUAGAUGAUGUACAACGUAUGGAAGCUCGUCUUUUAAAGUUGUUGGAUGAAUUUAACGCUGGGAAAUCAUCGUUUGGUAAUGAACUGUCACUCCUAUUCAGUAAAAAUGUAGGUCCAAAUUGUCCUUAUGAAAAACUUGACUCAAUACGAAAUCAGCAAGAAGAACUUAUGCGAUUGCAUUUUGAGCAAGAUAGGAAAAUGAUGUCGAUCCUCGAAACAGGCUCAACUCUCGCGCGGCGUCCUGUUAGAGCACUUUUAACGGAUGAAGGUCGGAAGACUACAAAGGCAAAUAUUGAUGCACUAGUCACACGACUGGAGUCGCUAAGUUAUGCAAUACAUAAUCUUCACUAUGCUAAUAGACCUCGAUCGUAA